Stomoxys calcitrans (stable fly) is the source of this 6812-nucleotide messenger RNA. RefSeq names its product mucin-2. Gene Ontology annotation, molecular function: chitin binding. The transcript has 2 exons. The record is from RefSeq and is a predicted model, not a curated record. NCBI's taxonomy places the organism in Eukaryota, Metazoa, Arthropoda, Insecta, Diptera, Muscidae. Gene Ontology annotation, cellular component: extracellular region. Bases 43 to 6678 code for a protein of 2211 amino acids.
UGACAAUAAUUACAGUAACGAAUUACUUUUCGAACAAAAACGAUGACUACGAAUAAGAUAUCCAGAUUAUUCCUACUGCUUUUGUUGUCAGCAAUUGCGAGUAGCCAAGAACUUGUUGAAACAGCCCAGUCCGAUACUACAGCACAAGGCGGAGGCCAAGGAAUUAACUGCAAUGGCAAAAGUGCGGUGUGUGUCGGUCCUCUUAUGUACAAGGAUUGUGUGCCCGAAGCAAAUGGCCAAAUGUUUGCUACUGGUAAUGCAAAAAAAUGUCCCGCCAAUUCACGUUGUAUAAAUGACGGUGUAGAAAUAUGUGUGCCAAUUAAAACUUCGACCGAAGCUCCAGCUCAUGGUGGUGACAACAGCACAAGUGCUCCAUCAACUGCCGCUCCUCCACCAGUCGAGACGAGUUCUGCCCCAAUAAUAUCGUCCACUGAAGGACCCGUUGAUCCUACACCUGCUCCAGAAGUCCCUAUCGAGACAACUCAGGCACCCUCUGUACCUGCAGAAACAACGAAAGCUCCUGGUGCACCAGUUGAUCCUAAUAUUCCAAUAAGCUCUACAACAGAAUUGCCAAUUGAUCACCCAACACAAGUACCAAUGGAACCAACACCACCAGUAAAUCCGAUUGAUCCUAAUGUACCCGUUGAAACAACAGCCGACCCUUUGAUUCCAAAUACUCCAACAGAUUUACCAAUUGAAGAAACCACCACCGUUCCCACUAAUCCAACCAAUCCAAAUAAUCCUUCCAAUCCUAUCGAUCCAACAAACCCCAUUGACCCCACCAAUCCAAUUGAUCCAACAAAUCCAGUUGAUCCAAACAAUCCAGUUGAUCCCACAAAUCCUGUUGAUCCCACAAAUCCAGUUGACCCAACAAACCCAGUUAAUCCCAACAAUCCAGUUGAUCCAACAAAUGCAGUUGAUCCAACAAAUCCAGUUGGCCCACCAUUGCCAACAGAUCCUAGCACUCCCGUCAAUCCCGAUGUACCUGUAGAUCCUAGUGCGCCUGUAGAUCCCAAUGCUCCUGUGGACCCACCUUUGCCAACAGAGCCAAAUCCAACCAGUCCAAUCGAACCAAAUGCACCAAUUGAUCCUAAUCCUCUUGAUCCCAACGCACCUAUCGACCCCAACGCUCCAAAUGAGCCCCCCGUUCCAACUGAUCCCGCUGCACCCGUUGAUCCCAAUCUUCCAGUAGAUCCCAAUGCACCAGUGGAUCCAACAGCGCCAACAGAUCCCAAUGGUCCAGUUGAUCCUAACGCUCCAAUUGAUCCCAAUACACCAGUGGAUCCAACAGCGCCGGCAGAUCCCAAUGGUCCAGUCGAUCCAAACACUCCGGUUGAUCCCAGCACACCAGUCGAUCCCAUCGCACCAGUUGAUCCGAACGCUCCAGCUGAUCCAGCACAGCCAACGGAUCCUACAACUCCAGUUGAUCCUAACGCACCAGCUGAUCCCACCGCUCCUGUUGAUCCAACCGCUCCUGUUGAUCCCACCGCUCCUGCUGAUCCCAACGCACCAGUUGAUCCCAACACACCAGUUGAUCCAAAUGGUCCAGUUGAUCCCAACACACCAGUUGAUCCCAACGCACCAGUUGUUCCUAAUGCUCCAGUUGAUCCAAACGCACCAGUUGAUCCCAACGCACCAGUUGAUCCAAAUGUUCCAGUUGAUCCAAACGCACCAGUUGAUCCUAACGCACCAGUUGAUCCUAAUGCUCCAGUUGAUCCCGUACUGCCAACGGAUCCCACAGUUCCACUUGAUCCCAACGCUCCAGCUGAUCCCACCGCUCCUGUUGAUCCAACCGCUCCUAUUGAUCCCACCGCUCCUGCUGACCCCAAUGCUCCAGUUGAUCCCAACACACCAGUUGAUCCAAAUGGUCCAGUUGAUCCCAACACACCAGUUGAUCCUAAUGCACCAGUUGAUCCAAACGCACCAGUGGAUCCCAACGCACCAGUUGAUCCAAAUGGUCCAGUUGAUCCAAACGCACCAAUUGAUCCGAACGCACCAGUUGAUCCAAAUGCUCCAGUUGAUCCCGCACUGCCAACGGAUCCCACAACUCCAGUUGAUCCCAACGCUCCAGCUGAUCCAAAUGCUCCAGUUGAUCCUAAUGCUCCAGUUGAUCCUAACACUCCAGUUGAUCCCAACGCUCCAGUUGAUCCAAAUGCGCCAGUUGAACCUAUCGCACCAAUUGAUCCCAACACUCCAGUUGAACCAAAUAAUCCAGUUGAUCCUAACACUCCAGUUGAUCCUAAUGCUCCACUUGAUCCGGCACUGCCAACGGAUCCCACAGCUCCACUUGAUCCUAACGCUCCAGCUGAUCCAAAUGCCCCAGUUGAUCCAAAUGCUCCAGUUGAUCCUAACACUCCAGUUGACCCUAAUGCCCCAGUUGAUCCUAAUGCCCCAGUUGAUCCUAAUGCCCCAGUUGAUCCUAACGCACCCGUCGAUCCCAAUGCUCCAGUCGAUCCAAAUGCUCCAGUUGAUCCUGCACUGCCAACGGAUCCCACAGCUCCACUUGAUCCCAACGCUCCAGCUGAUCCUAAUGCCCCAGUUGAUCCUAACGCACCAGUCGAUCCCAAUGCUCCAGUCGAUCCUAACACUCCAGUUGAUCCAAAUUCUCCAGUUGAUCCUAACGCCCCAGUUGAUCCUAUCGCUCCAGUUGAUCCUAACGCCCCAGUUGAUCCUAUCGCCCCAGUUGAUCCCAAUGCCCCAGCUGAUCCUAAUGCUCCAGUCGAUCCCGCACUACCAACGGAUCCCACAGCUCCAGCUGAUCCCAACGCACCAGUCGAUCCCACUGUUCCAGUCGAUCCUAACGCUCCAGUCGAUCCAAACGCUCCAGUCGAUCCAAACGCUCCAGUCGAUCCUAAUGCCCCUGUUGAUCCAAAUGCCCCUGUUGACCCUAAUGCCCCUGUUGAUCCCAACACACCAGUCGAUCCCAGUGCCCCAGUUGAUCCCAACACACCAGUCGAUCCCAACAAUCCAGUGAAUCCUAACGCCCCAGUUGAUCCUAACGCACCAAUCGAUCCCAAUGGACCAGUUAAUCCCAACGCACCAGUCGAUCCCACUGCUCCAGUCGAUCCAAAUACUCCAGUUGAUCCUAAUGCUCCAGUUGAUCCAAACGCUCCAGUUGAUCCUAAUGCUCCAGUUGACCCUAAUGCUCCAGUUGAUCCCAAUGCACCAGUUGAUCCCAUCGCACCAGUCGAUCCCAACGCCCCAGUCGAUCCAAAUGCACCAGUUGACCCCAACUCGCCAGUUGAUCCAAAUACUCCAGUCGAUCCUAAUGCCCCUGUUGAUCCAAAUGCCCCUGUUGAUCCUAAUGCCCCAGUUGAUCCCAACACACCAGUCGAUCCCAGUGCUCCAGUUGAUCCCAACGCACCAGUCGAUCCUAAUGCUCCAGUCGAUCCAAAUGCACCAGUUGACCCCAACUCGCCAGUUGAUCCAAAUGCUCCAGUCGAUCCUAAUACCCCUGUUGAUCCAAAUGCUCCAGUUGAUCCUAAUACCCCAGUCGAUCCCAACACACCAGUCGAUCCCAGUGCUCCAGUCGAUCCCAACAACCCAGUGGAUCCUAACGCCCCAGUUGAUCCCAAUGCACCAGUCGAUCCCAGCGCUCCAAUUGAUCCAAAUGCUCCUGUUGAUCCUAAUGCUCCAGUUGAUCCUAAUGCCCCAGCAGAUCCUAAUGCUCCAGUCGAUCCCGCACUACCAACGGAUCCCACAGCUCCAGCUGAUCCCAACGCACCAGUCGAUCCUACUGCUCCAGUCGAUCCAAAUGCACCAGUUGACCCCAACUCGCCAGUUGAUCCAAAUGCUCCAGUCGAUCCUAAUACCCCUGUUGAUCCAAAUUCUCCAGUUGAUCCUAAUACCCCAGUCGAUCCCAACACACCAGUCGAUCCCAAUGCUCCAGUUGAUCCCAAUGCACCAGUCGAUCCCAACAAACCAGUGGAUCCUAACGCCCCAGUCGAUCCCAACGCUCCAAUUGACCCCAACGCUCCAAUUGAUCCAAAUGCUCCAGCUGAUCCUAAUGCUCCAAUUGAUCCUAAUGCUCCAGUUGAUCCAAAUGCUCCAGUCGAUCCAAAUGCUCCUGUUGAUCCUAACACCCCUGUUGAUCCGAAUACCCCAGUCGAUCCUAACGCACCAGUCGAUCCUAAUUCCCCCGUUGAUCCAAAUGCACCAGUCGAUCCAAACACCCCAGUAGAUCCCAAUGCACCAGUCGAUCCGAAUGCUCCAGUUGAUCCCAACACACCAACCGAUCCCAGUGCUCCAGUUGAUCCCAAUGCACCAGUUGAUCCCAAUGCCCCAGUUGAUCCCAAUGCACCAGUCGAUCCAAAUGCUCCAGUUGAUCCCAACACACCAGUCGAUCCCAACAACCCAGUUGAUCCUAAUGCUCCAAUUGAUCCAAAUGCUCCAGUUGAUCCAAGUGCUCCAGUUGAUCCUAAUGCCCCAGUCGACCCUAACGCACCAGUCGAUCCUAACGCACCAGUCGAUCCCAACUCACCAGUCGAUCCCAAUGCUCCAGUUGAUCCCAACACGCCAACCGAUCCCAGUUCUCCAGUUGAUCCUAACGCCCCAGUUGAUCCUAACGCCCCAGUUGAUCCCAAUGCACCAGUCGAUCCAAAUGCUCCAGUUGAUCCCAACACACCAGUCGAUCCCAGUGCUCCAGUUGAUCCCAAUGCCCCAGUCGAUCCCAACAACCCAGUUGAUCCUAAUGCUCCAGUUGAUCCUAAUGCUCCAGUUGAUCCUAAUGCUCCAGUUGAUCCAAGUGCUCCAGUCGAUCCUAACGCACCAGUCGAUCCUAAUUCCCCUGUUGAUCCCAAUGCACCAGUCGAUCCGAAUGCUCCACUUGAUCCCAACACACCCGUCGAUCCCAAUGCUCCAGUUGAUCCCAACGCACCAGUCGAUCCCAACAACCCAGUUGAUCCUAAUGCUCCAGUUGAUCCUAAUGCUCCAGUUGAUCCCAAUGCACCAGUCGAUCCAAAUGCUCCAGUUGAUCCCAACACACCAGUCGAUCCCAGUGCUCCAGUUGAUCCCAAUGCCCCAGUUGAUCCCAACAACCCAGUUGAUCCUAAUGCUCCAGUUGAUCCUAAUGCUCCAGUUGAUCCAAGUGCUCCAGUCGAUCCUAACGCACCAGUCGAUCCUAAUUCCCCUGUUGAUCCCAAUGCACCAGUCGAUCCGAAUGCUCCACUUGAUCCCAACACACCAGUCGAUCCCAAUGCUCCAGUUGAUCCCAACGCACCAGUCGAUCCCAACAACCCAGUUGAUCCUAACGCUCCAGUUGAUCCUAAUGCUCCAGUUGAUCCCAAUGCACCAGUCGAUCCAAAUGCUCCAGUUGAUCCCAACGCACCGGUCGAUCCCAGUGCUCCAGUUGAUCCCAAUGCCCCAGUUGAUCCCAACGCACCAGUCGAUCCCAACAACCCAGUUGAUCCUAAUGCUCCAAUUGAUCCAAGUGCUCCAGUCGAUCCUAACGCACCAGUCGAUCCUAAUUCCCCUGUUGAUCCCAAUGCACCAGUCGAUCCGAAUGCUCCACUUGAUCCCAACACACCAGUCGAUCCCAAUGCACCAGUCGAUCCAAAUGCUCCAGUUGAUCCCAACACACCAGUCGAUCCCAGUGCUCCAGUUGAUCCCAAUGCCCCAGUUGAUCCCAACGCACCAGUCGAUCCCAACAACCCAGUCGAUCCAAAUGCACCAGUUGAUCCUAACACCCCACUUGAUCCUAAUGCUCCAGUCGAUCCAAAUACCCCAGUUGAUCCCAACGCUCCAGUCGAUCCUGUUGCCCCUGUUGAUCCUAAUGCACCAGUUGAUCCCAACUCGCCAGUUGAUCCAAAUGCUCCAGUUGAUCCUAAUGCUCCAGUUGAUCCUAAUGCUCCAGUUGAUCCUAAUGCUCCAGUUGAUCCAAAUGCUCCAGUCGAUCCUAAUGCUCCAGUUCAUCCUAAUACCCCGGUUGAUCCUAAUGCUCCAGUCGAUCCAAAUGCUCCAGCCGAUCCAAAUGCUCCUUUUGAUCCUAACACCCCAGUUGAUCCUAACACCCCAAUUGAUCCUAAUGCUCCAGUCGAUCCAAAUGCUCCAGUUGAUCCUAGUGCUCCAGUUGAUCCCAACGCUCCAGUCAAUCCUAACUUCCCAGUUGAUCCAAAUACACCUAUCGAUCCCAAUCACCCUGGAUCUGGAGAACACGGUCGUCCUGGACAUCCCAAUAGACCAAAUUGGCCUAACCAUGAAGAAGGAAGUGGCAACCAUCAUCACCAUCGUCCUGGCAGACCAGCUCAUCCAUCUAAACCCGGAUCAGCAGAACAUAAUUCAGCGGAAUCUAAGCCACAAAAACCAAUUUCAAAAGAAGAAUCCUCCGUAGAAGACAAAUCUAAGGAGAAAAAGAAAGAUAAAGAAGAUUCAGAGGAGAAGAAAAAUAACAGUGAGGAAAAGAAUAAUAAAAAACAGGCAGAAAAGGAAUUGAAAAAGAAAGCUGAAGAAGCUAAAAAAGAACUCAUAAAGAAGAUCGAAAAGAAACUUAAGAAAAACAAGUGUGACGAAGACGACGUCUAUCCAGAUAUCAAGGAUUGCAAGAAGUAUUACCGUUGCGUCGACAACUCGGACAACAACACUUUCAUUCAUCUCCGCUGCGAUGAUGACAAACGUUUCGAUAACGAUAGUAAGAAAUGCGUAAAGAAGAGUAAAGCUACAUGCCUACUAAAGGAUGAUUAAGAGAGAACAUGAGACAAUGUUCUUAGAAUAAAUAAAUUAUCUACUUUCGAUUAAAUUUACCUACAUAGAGUAUAAAAUACAUGCCAUAUUUAUUGUCACUAAGAAAAUUUAAAUAAAAUACAGUCGAUGAAACA